Chara braunii is the source of this 1587-nucleotide messenger RNA. Lineage: Eukaryota; Viridiplantae; Streptophyta; Charophyceae; Charales; Characeae. The record is from the annotation of a GenBank genome assembly.
AUCAGCCCAUUCGCCACGAGAUCAUCCUCGAGGACGGGGCCGUACCUCCGUGUGGUUGCCUCUACCGCAUGAGCGAGGAAGAGUUAAGUGUGCUACGUGCACAACUCGACGACCUUCUGGAGAAAGGCUGGAUUCGGCCUAGCUCUUCGGUAUACGGUGCUCUCGUUCUCUUCGUCCGGAAGAAGAAUAAGGACUUGCGGUUGUGCAUAGAUUAUCGCAAGCUCAACGCGCAAACCAUCAAGAACGCUGACCCUCUUCCUCGCAUUGACGACCUUCUCGAACGGCUGGGCGGCGCUCAAUUUUUGUCCAAGCUUGACCUCAAAUUGGGAUAUCACCAACUUGAGAUCCGGCAGGAGGACCGCUACAAGACCGCGUUCAAGACGCGAUAUGGGCAUUUCGAAUGGCUGGUUAUGUCUUUUGACCUUACGAAUGCCCCGACCACGUUCCAAACGGCUAUGACAAUGGAGUUCCGAAGGAUGCUCGACAGAUUUGCACUCAUCUACCUCGACGAUAUCUUGGUGCACAGCUGGAGUUUGGACGAGCAUGUGGAGCACCUGUGCAUCGUUUUGGAACGGCUACGACAAGCCAAAUACAAAGCCAACCGCGACAAAUGCGAAUUCACGCGGCAAGAGCUCGAGUACUUGGGCCAUUUUUUGAUGCCGCAAGGCAUCCGUCCGCUCGCGGACAAGAUCGAGGUCAUCCGAGUAUGGCCUGAGCCCACCAACACCACGACAGUUCGCUCAUUCAUGGGAUUGGCAGGCUACUACCAACACUUCAUCACCGAGUACUCAAGGAUGGCCGCACCAUUGACGAGACUACAAUCGCCAAAGGUGCCAUUCGUAUUCGAUGACAAAGCACGUCGAUCAUUCCAAGCACUCAAGACGGUCAUGCUCAUGGCACCUGUCCUUAGCAUCUACGACCCCACCUUGCCAACGAGAGUGACAACUUACGCUUCCGGCUAUGGCAUUGGGGCAGUCUUGAAACAACACGAUGACGAUGAUUGGCACCCCAUGGAGUAUUUCAGCCAUAGAGUGUCUCCCAUCAACUCACUUGAUGAUGCAAGGAAAAAGGAGCUACUCGCGUUCGUGAUGGCUCUCAAGCGUUGGCGGCACUUCCUCCUUGGGCGUCGUAGGUUCACAUGGGUUACGAAAAACAACCCGUUGACCUACUACGAGACGCAGGAUACGGUGAGCAACAAUAUCGAACGAUGGAUGUACUUCAUCCACCAAUUUGACUUCAAACCGAAACAUCUCGCCGGCCUCUCCAAUCGCGCAGCAGAUGCACUCUCGCGAAGACCCGAUCUUUGACCUGUGACACAUCAUGCCUUUGCGUUCGACGAGGAACUUCAGCGGCAUUUCAUUCGGGGCUACCAGUCCGAUCCAGAUUUCGCCACACUUUAUGCGCAACUAUCUUCGGAUCACCCGCCGGCCAGCCAUUAUCGCAUCACCGACGGGUACUUGCUUUUCUAUUCAUGACGCAAGGACUUAUUGUGUGUCCCACGAGACCGUCGUCUUCGGACUUGCCUUCUAGGUGAGUACCAUGACUCACGACUCGCCGGCCAUUUCAGAGUAAAUCGCACUAUUGCAC